GGGUGGCCGAGCUGGCACAUGCUGCAGGUGGGGCUCAGCCUGCCCCGCUGCCCCGGGGGCGCGGCCGCCGCCUUCCCCAUGGCCCAGCCGGCCGCGGGCGAGGACACGGGCACCGGGCGAGAGGUGCUUGGCUCGUCCCCGGUCACCAUCGUGGUCACGUCCGAGGCCGACACCUGGGACAUCGACACCUCCUCCUGCCUGGGCUGCGGGCAGUUCGUGGACUGGGACAAGAUGCCGGAGCCGCAGCGGGCGGCGCAGGUGCCGCGGGACGUGCUGGAGCGGCCCCCGAAGGAGCUGAAGCGGCUGGCGAGGGAAGGCUGCUGGGGCUGGAGCCCCGCGGGCCGGGCCCGGCUCUACCCCCGCCUCAUCCAGCGGGUCUCCUGCCGCCUCGUCACCCCCGACGCGCUCGUCUACAGGGACGUGGCCGCCCGGCUCUUCGGGAAGCCCAGCGAGAGCUGCCACCCUCUGCCCGAGUUCCUGGAGGGCUGCGCCGUGCCCACCUACUGCCUCAACCCGCACGGGGUCACGGCCCUGAAGAAGAUCCUCAUCUGCGUGGGCGCCCUGUUCCCCGACAUCACGCACAGCCCGCUGCUGCCCGCGCUGGCGGCGCUGCUGCUGCACUACAGCGAGGACGAGGCGCAGUGCUUCGAGAGCGUCUCUCGCCUCAUCGCCAGCAACGCUCCCCACGCCGGCUACAUCGACCAGUCCUUCCUGGCCCACCAGGCCUCCUGCAUGACCUUCGGGGACCUGGCCAACAAGCACUGCCCGGCCGCCCACAAGCUCAUAGCCGGCGCCGCCGACAACGUGCUCGAGGUCUACUCGGAGUGGCUGUCGUGGCUCUUCCCCGGGCUGCCCUUCGCCUACGCCGUGCGGGUGCUGGACGUGUUCCUGCUGGAGGGCCAGAAGGUGCUGUACCGCAUCGCCCUGGCCCUGCUGAAGCAGUUCCGCCUCUCGCUGGCCCCGGCCGGGCCGCAGGGCUCCGACAUCAAGGCAGAGCUGCAGGCUUUCGUGAGGAACAUCGCCCAGCACGUCACUGUGGACAAACUCCUGGAGAGAGCCUUCGGCAUCCGGCUCUUCUCCCGCAAGGAGAUCUGGCUCCUGCAGAUGGCCAACAGGAAGGCGUUGAUGGAGAGGGGCAUCACCGUGGUGCAGAGAAGGCCGUCCUUCCACCUGGCUGUGGACAUGCAGAACUUCAGCUCCAGCACGGUCACGGCGCAGGAGAUGCGCCUCGUCUGGUCCUGGAUCCCCGAGCGCUUCUCGCUCUUCCCCCCGCUGCUGCUCUUCUCCACCUCCGAGGACGGCUGCAGCCUGCAGAGGUUCUACACGUGCUGUGAAGGCUACGAACCCACGGUGCUGCUCAUCAAAACCACCGAGGGGGAGGUGUGUGGGGCGUUUCUCUCCUCCGACUGGAGCGAAAGGAAGAAGAACGGAGCCACGUCGGGCUUUUUUGGGACAGGGGAGUGCUUCGUGUUCACUGUGCGCCCCGAGGCAGAGAGGUACGAGUGGGUGUUCAUCAAGAAGCCGGAGCUGGCCAAGGCCGUGCCGCGCUCGCCUUCCCCCGCUGCCGAGCCCCGGCUCGGCCCCUCCCGGGACAGCCGCAGCUCCAGCCCCAACCACCUGGCCGUGCCCUCGCCGCAGAGGAGAGGCCGCCUGUCCCCGUUCCUGGCCGUCAGGCACUUCCUCCUGCCCUCCAAAACUGCCUCCAUGUUCAUGUCCGGCUCCCGGGACGGCAUCGUUAUCGGUGGAGGGGGAGGCCAAGCGCUGGCCCUGGACGCCAGCCUGCUCUGGGGACACACGGAGCGCUGCGAGACCUUCGACAACCCCCCGCUCUGCCAGGAGAACUUCCAGGUGCAGCUCUUGGAAGUGUGGGGCUUCCAAAGCGCGUAGUUCCCGUGGGGACACCCCUCGUGUGCCACCACGGGCACGGGCACGGGCACGGGACCCUCCCCGCGCUGCCACCCCGGCCGGGCUGUGGCCACCUGUGCGGCAGCUCCACUCUGCAUUGUCCCUCCGCGGUCAGAGCGGACCGGCCCGGACCGGACCA
Ficedula albicollis (Collared flycatcher) is the source of this 2044-nucleotide messenger RNA. RefSeq names its product TBC1 domain family member 24-like. The record is from RefSeq and is a predicted model, not a curated record. NCBI's taxonomy places the organism in Eukaryota, Metazoa, Chordata, Aves, Passeriformes, Muscicapidae. Bases 19 to 1887 code for a protein of 622 amino acids. The transcript is spliced from 7 exons.